Python bivittatus (Burmese python) is the source of this 1748-nucleotide messenger RNA. RefSeq names its product creatine kinase, mitochondrial 2 (gene CKMT2). The record is from RefSeq and is a predicted model, not a curated record. Gene Ontology annotation, biological process: phosphocreatine biosynthetic process. Gene Ontology annotation, cellular component: mitochondrion. NCBI's taxonomy places the organism in Eukaryota, Metazoa, Chordata, Lepidosauria, Squamata, Pythonidae. Gene Ontology annotation, molecular function: creatine kinase activity.
CUUUGCUUCUCAUGUGACCUGCAAUUUUACUGCAACACAAACUUGAGUUCGCUUUACACUUCUUGGCUGCGAGCAUAUAGGACUUGUGUCACUUCAGCUUCAAGUGAGCAUCUUUCAAAAAUAUUAGGUGAAAAACAAUGGCUAAUACAUUUGCACGUCUCCUGGCUGGUCGAAGAACUGCUGUUUUGGUUGCAACAGUCAGCACUGGAGCUAUGGCUACUGGAUACUUAUUAAAUCACCAAAAUGUGAAGGCUGGAUCUUUUGGACAACAUAAAUUAUUUCCUCCAAGUGCAGACUACCCUGAUCUUCGUAAACAUAACAACUGCAUGGCUGAGUGCCUGACUCCAGCAAUCUAUGCCAAAUUGAGGGACAAGAUGACUCCAGCUGGCUACACCCUGGAUCAGUGCAUCCAAACUGGUGUUGAUAAUCCUGGACACCCUUUCAUUAAAACCGUGGGGAUGGUCGCAGGAGAUGAAGAAUCCUAUGAGGUAUUUGCUGAGAUUUUUGAUCCAGUUAUCAAAGUAAGACAUAAUGGCUAUGACCCCAAACUAAUGAAGCAUCACACUGACCUGGAUUCUUCAAAGAUUACCCAAGGACAAUUUGAUGAGCAUUACGUUUUAUCCUCCCGUGUACGCACAGGCCGGAGUGUUCGUGGCCUGAGCCUCCCCCCUGCCUGCUCCAGGGGAGAGAGAAGAGCUGUCGAGAGUGUUGUGGUCACUGCCUUGGCUGAGCUGAAAGGAGACCUGGCUGGAAAGUAUUAUAGCUUGACAACUAUGUCUGAAAAGGAGCAACAACAGCUAAUAGAUGAUCAUUUCCUAUUUGAUAAGCCAGUUUCCCCUUUGCUAACUUGUGCUGGAAUGGCCCGUGACUGGCCAGAUGCCAGAGGAAUAUGGCAUAACAAUGAUAAAACAUUCCUCAUCUGGAUCAACGAAGAGGAUCACAUUAGGGUGAUCUCCAUGGAAAAGGGUGGCAACAUGAAGCGGGUUUUUGAAAGAUUUUGCCGUGGAUUGAUAGAGGUUGAAAGGUUAAUUAAAGAACAAGGAUGGGAGUUUAUGUGGAAUGAACACUUAGGAUACAUUCUGACCUGUCCCUCUAACCUAGGAACUGGAUUACGUGCAGGAGUUCAUGUUAAACUUCCAAAACUUAGCAGGGAUCCUAGAUUUUCAAAGAUCCUGGAACACCUGAGGCUUCAGAAGCGUGGCACUGGUGGAGUAGACACAGCUGCUGUGGCAGAUAUAUAUGAUAUUUCCAACCUAGAUCGCAUAGGCCGAUCAGAGGUGGAGCUUGUCCAGUUAGUCAUUGAUGGUGUGAAUUAUAUGAUUGAUUGUGAGAAGAAGUUGGAGAGAGGUCAAGACAUCAAGAUACCACCACCACUGCCCCAAUUUGGCAAGAAAUGAAGCUGCUUCCAGUGAUUAUCAUCUGACUGGAAACAUGUCUAUUGGGGUGACUAUGAAUUCUGUAUUCCUCUGUAAUAUAAAACAGAAAUGUGGAUAACAUUUUUCCUCAGAUAGGUACCUGUUAAUUGGGGUAUUGGGCAGGGGUUGCUGAGAAGAAUAGAAGAUAAGAACAUAACAUAUGGAAAUGUGCCAGAAUACAAAUGGUUGCAGACAUCACUGCUGAAGAGUAGGGUCACCUUUGAAGAUUAGCAGUCUUGGAGUACUUGCCUGUGAAGUUUAAUUCUUUUAAAAGCACACAUAAAGGAUUUCCCUUUCCUUUCCUUUCCUUUCCUUUCCUUUCCUUUCCUUUCC